AGAUAAUAAUGAUGAAGUUGGUUGUACUAGUUGCCCUUGCCGCAGCUGUUUUCGCAACAUGGAAUGGACAAAUUGAAGAUGUUCCCGGAGUUGCCCCUCAAAAUAUGGAAAAACUCCGUGAAAUCCUCACUUCCCGCCCAAACAACAAGGAGGAAUUCAAAAAUAAGAUGGAGAUGUGGUUGAAUGGCCUUACUGAGCCAGAGAAGGCAGCUGCUUACAAAUUCAGGGAAGAGAUGCAAGCACACCAAGAAGGGGGUCAACCAGUAGUCUCUCCUUCAAAGUAGAUUAUUAUUA
Messenger RNA from Cylicocyclus nassatus, 294 nucleotides. NCBI's taxonomy places the organism in Eukaryota, Metazoa, Nematoda, Chromadorea, Rhabditida, Strongylidae. The record is from the annotation of a GenBank genome assembly.